AUGGCCGAGUCCAAGUGCCCCGUCCAUGCGCGUGUUCUCAAUGCCAAUGUCGCUGGUGCUGGCACCCGGAAUAAUGACUGGUGGCCAGACAGGCUACAGCUGAACAUCCUUCGUCAGCAUACACCUGUAUCAAACCCGCUGGGCGAAGAGUUCGACUACGCCGCGGCAUUCAACAGCCUCGACUAUUUUGCCUUGAAAAAGGACCUGAAUGACUUGAUGACCGACUCGCAAGACUGGUGGCCCGCUGACUUUGGUCACUACGGUGGCCUGUUUAUUCGUAUGGCAUGGCAUAGUGCCGGUACAUACCGUGUGAACGAUGGUCGUGGCGGUGGCGGUCAGGGCCAGCAGCGCUUCGCUCCACUUAACAGCUGGCCGGACAACGUCAGUCUUGACAAGGCCCGUCGUCUGCUCUGGCCUAUCAAGCAGAAAUACGGAAACAAGAUUUCCUGGGCUGACCUGCUUUUGCUGACCGGCAAUGUCGCCCUUGAGUCCAUGGGUUUCAAGACCUUUGGCUUCGCUGGUGGUCGUGCCGACACAUGGGAAGUAGACCAGUCCGUUAAUUGGGGUGGCGAGACGACAUGGCUUGGUAAUGAUAUCCGCUAUGGCGCCGGCAAUAAGGGCACAACCAAACCGGGGACAUUGUCUGGUGAUGAACCGGGCCAUAAGAAUAUUCAUACUCGUGAACUAGACCAGCCUCUUGCCUCUGCUCACAUGGGCUUGAUCUAUGUCAAUCCUGAGGGACCUGAUGGCAACCCAGACCCUGUCGCCGCUGCCCGAGAUAUCCGCACCACCUUUGGCCGCAUGGCUAUGAAUGACGAGGAGACAGUGGCGCUCAUCGCAGGUGGCCACACCUUUGGCAAGACUCAUGGUGCCGGUCCGACCAACAAGGUUGGCCCCGAACCAGAGGGCGCAGAUAUCGCACAACAGGGAUUGGGCUGGAGCAACGCCCAUGGGUCCGGGAAAGGCCCUGACACCACCACCAGCGGUAUUGAGGUUAUCUGGACCAAGACCCCAACCAAAUGGAGCAAUAACUACCUCGAAUACCUCUUCCGCUAUGACUGGGAAUUGACCAAGAGUCCCGCCGGCGCCAGUCAGUGGGUGGCUAAGAACGCUGAGCCUUUUAUCCCCGACGCAUAUGAUCCAUCCAAGAAGCACCGACCAACCAUGCUCACGACCGAUCUUUCGCUGCGCUUUGACCCAGCCUACGAGAAGAUUUCCCGCCACUACCUGGAGAAUCCCGACAAGUUCGCCGAUGCUUUUGCGCGCGCCUGGUUCAAGUUGCUUCAUCGCGAUGUCGGUCCUCGCGCUCUUUAUCUAGGCCCUGAGGUUCCCUCUGAAGUGUUGAGCUGGCAGGACCCCAUCCCAGCUGUCGACCAUCCGCUCAUCGACAGUCAGGAUAUUGCGUCUUUGAAGGAACAAAUCUUGAGCACCGGCAUCAACCCGUCCAGCCUUGUCUCGACUGCCUGGGCAUCCGCGUCGACUUUCAGAGGCAGCGACAAACGCGGCGGUGCCAACGGUGCUCGCAUCCGUCUCUCUCCUCAACGCGACUGGAAGGUCAACAACCAGCCCUGGUUGGCCGAGUCCCUUACCGCGCUCGAGAAGGUGAAGAAGCAGUUCAAUGACGCGCAACCGUCUGGAGGAAAGAAAGUCUCGCUCGCAGACUUGAUUAUUCUCGCGGGCUCCGCGGCCAUUGAACAAGCCGCUCACAAUGGCGGAUACUCCAUCAAGGUUCCCUUCACGCCAGGCCGCACGGACGCAUCUCAAGAAGAAACCGACGUCGAAUCGUUCGGACACCUAGAACCCAUCGCAGACGGAUUCCGUAACUAUGGCGGCUCGACAUCGCGCGUGCGCAGCGAGGAAUGGCUCGUUGACAAGGCACAACUCCUGACUCUGUCUGCACCCGAGCUGACUGCUCUCGUGGGCGGUUUGCGUGUGCUAAACACCAACUACGACGGGUCGGCGCAUGGUGUCUUCACCCGUCGACCGGGCCUGUUGACAAACGACUUUUUCGUCAACCUGCUCGACAUGAACACAGCCUGGAAGGCGGUUGGUGGCGAUGGUGGCAGCAGCACAAGCGAUCUGUACGAGGGCACAGACCGCAAGACCGGCGCGAAGAAGUGGACUGCCACUCGUAACGAUCUCGUGUUUGGCUCGAAUGCGGAGCUGCGCGCUAUUGCCGAGGUGUAUGGCAGUGCAGAUGGCCAGGAGAAAUUCGUCAAGGACUUUGUGGCUGCUUGGGUCAAGGUGGCCAAUUUGGAUCGGUUUGAUUUGAAGUCGAGCAAGUCGUUUUCUCUUGCUCACCGUCUUUGA
Molecule: messenger RNA, 2310 nt
Organism: Talaromyces atroroseus
Lineage: Eukaryota; Fungi; Ascomycota; Eurotiomycetes; Eurotiales; Trichocomaceae
Product: Catalase-peroxidase
Exons: 1
Coding region: 1-2310 (769 amino acids)
Biological process (GO): hydrogen peroxide catabolic process; cellular response to hydrogen peroxide
Cellular component (GO): cytosol
Molecular function (GO): heme binding; catalase activity
Source: RefSeq, a predicted model, not a curated record